UUUAGGGUUUUGUUGUCACCCUUUCCUGGAGUCACACAUUUUCCAGCUCCGUGUCUCUCGCGGGUUGUAGUCGUCGGAGCUCGUCCGAACAUUCAACUGUGAUAGCGAAAGGCUUCCGACAAACAAACAACAAUGGCGCUGUCGACAAUGGCGCUGUCGACGAAGGAGUCGGACAUUCAGAUGAUGUUGGCCGCCGAAGUCCACCUCGGCACCAAAAACUGCGACUUUCAGAUGGAGCGCUAUGUCUUCAAGCGCCGCAAUGAUGGAAUUUACAUCAUUAAUCUUGGAAAAACAUGGGAAAAACUUCAAAUGGCUGCUAGGGUAAUUGUUGCAAUCCAGAAUCCUCAAGAUAUUGUUGUGCAGUCUGCUAGGCCUUAUGGUCAGAGAGCAGUGUUGAAGUUUGCCCAGUACACUGGAGCUCAUGCCAUUGCUGGUCGUCAUACCCCUGGUACUUUUACCAAUCAACUUCAGACAUCCUACAAUGAGCCACGUUUGCUCAUUCUUACUGAUCCAAGAACUGAUCACCAGCCCAUCAAGGAAGCUGCCCUUGGCAAUAUCCCCACCAUUGCUUUUUGUGACACGGAUUCUCCAAUGAACUAUGUUGAUAUUGGAAUCCCUGCCAAUAACAAAGGGAAGCACAGCAUUGGUCUUCUUUUCUGGCUUUUAGCAAGGAUGGUUCUUCAGAUGCGUGGAACUAUUCCUGCUGGCCCCAAGUGGAAUGUUAUGCCGGAUCUCUUCUUCUACAGGGAGCCUGAAGAGGCCAAGGAAAAUCAAGAAGAGGAAGUGCCAGCUCUCCCAGAAUAUCCAGAGUAUGGUGCCACCCUUGGUGGUGACUGGUCAAGUAGCCAAAUUCCCGAGGCACAAUGGUCUGCAGAUGUACCACCCCCUGUUCCUGCAGCUGCUGGUGAAUGGUCUGCUGAUGCCGGUGCUGUUGGAGGAUGGGAUAGUGCAGUUGCCCCUCCGGUGCAACUCUCUGGUGAAACAGAAGUUCCUGCGAUUGUGCCUGCAGGCUGGGAUCAGUAGUUCCGAAAGAAUUUGAUACUUUGAACUCCCAUUAUUUAUGAAAUUUUUGCUUUGGUGUUUAGACAAAAACCAGAAAAAUUGUUUGUUUAAAGAUGCUUUAAUUUCGUAUUUAUGAAACUUUUGCUUUGGUGUUGUUUUGUGGAA
Messenger RNA from Ipomoea nil (Japanese morning glory), 1167 nucleotides. RefSeq names its product 40S ribosomal protein SA-like. Gene Ontology annotation, biological process: cytoplasmic translation; ribosomal small subunit assembly. Lineage: Eukaryota; Viridiplantae; Streptophyta; Magnoliopsida; Solanales; Convolvulaceae. The transcript is spliced from 5 exons. Gene Ontology annotation, molecular function: structural constituent of ribosome. Bases 133 to 1023 code for a protein of 296 amino acids. The record is from RefSeq and is a predicted model, not a curated record. Gene Ontology annotation, cellular component: 90S preribosome; ribosome; cytosolic small ribosomal subunit.